GAAAUGUCAUGUUGGUUGCAUUGCUGGUGCUAAUGCCCGCUAGGUCACGAGUGCUGAAGUUGCAGUUUCAAUCGUUUGUGAAUUAAAUUACGAAUUUAUUUGUGUCAUUGAUAAACAGCAACAUAAAAAAUGACGACCAUAGAUGUAGUGAACGAGUUUUUAGAUGACUUACGCGGCGGCAGAAUGGUCGAAACGCCAAUAGUGCGAGUGGCUGAGGGAGAGCUGCUGGGCAGGCUGGCCAGUACGCCAAGCGGCAGGAGCUACUAUAGCUUCCAGGGCAUACCGUAUGCUAAGCCACCGCUGGGCUCUUUGAGGUUUAAAGCCCCUCAACCACCAGAGCCAUGGGAAGGUGUGCGAGACGCAACAGCAGAAGGCAACCUUUGCCCCCAAAUAGAUUUAGUAUUCGAAAAGACAUAUGUAGGAGACGAAAACUGCCUCUUCCUCAACGUAUAUACUCCAAAUUUAGACGGGGAAUUCCUCCCAGUCAUGUUUUACAUUCAUGGAGGCGGGUUCCUCUAUGGUUCAGGCAGUUCUGCCUACUACGGGGGUGAUUACCUCGUCGAAAAAGAUGUAGUCGUCGUCACAGUCAAUUACAGAUGUGGUGCUCUUGGUUUUCUCAGCUUAAACACGCCAGAAGUUCCCGGAAAUGCUGGUCUUAAAGAUAUUGUCCAAGCGUUCCGAUGGGUGAAGGAGAAUAUAAAACAUUUCGGGGGUAAUUCGGGAAAUAUAACCGUUUUCGGUGAAAGCACGGGAGGAGCAGCGGUAUCCAUGUUAGCAGCAAGCCCUCUAACCAAAGACAUGUUCAGCAAAGCGAUCAUUCAAUCGGGAGUAGCGUUGAACAAAUGGGCGUUCCAGAAACAUCCAAUCAAAAACGCUAGAGCGCUUGCGAACGAACUAGGCUGUGAAUCCACGGACCUUAAUGACAUUUUAGAGUUCCUCACCACCACGCCUGUGAGAGAUAUCGUGGAAGCGAACGUCAAAAUGAACGGACUGGAUCUGUUCUACCAAGAAGGAACUUUCCUCUUUAGCGCAGUUGUGGAAAAGGAGUUUCCAGGUGUCGAGGCAGUUUUUACAGAACCGUACCUCAAUAUACUAACGUCUGGUAGACUAGCGAAUAUCCCCAUAAUGAUUGGAUCGACGACACUCGAAUAUAACAUAGAAAGAAAAGACUUACAAGCGUGUAUUCCAGAGGAAUUCAACAUAGAGAGAAAUUCAGAAGAGGCAAUAGAACUCGCGAACAAAAUUAAAGAGUUGUACUAUAAAGGUGAAAGUGACUUUGAGAAUGGCCAUUUGCUAUCUGACUGCUUGUUCAACAUAGACACGCAUAGGUUCAUCCAGUACUUGGUAAAAGUGUCAACGAAGCCAAUAUAUUAUUACAAAUUCGAUUAUAUAGGCGAGUUGAACUGGUCUAUUAAAUUGGUGGAUAGCUAUGGGGUCAAGCGAUCGGGGCAUAUGGAUGAGUUGGGAUAUCUGUUCAAGAGUGACAUGCAUGCAGAUAUACAACCUACAGCCCAAGAUAUCGAGAUGAGAGAACGGAUGCUGAGAUUGUGGACCAAUUUCGCGAAAACUGGGAAUCCAACACCAGAGCAAAACCACUACAUUCCCGUGACAUGGCUGCCAGUCACUAAAGACAAUCUCCAUUACUUGAAAAUUAGCAACGAAUUGUCUAUGGGAACUAACCCGGAUAAGGAAAAAAUGGAGUUCUGGGAUGAAAUGUACGCAAAAUACUUCAAAAUCUGGAACCAAGCGAACAACGAAGAAGAAACAGAAGUGAUUGAAACACAAAAAGAAGAAAUAGAUUUCAAAGAAGAAAUUCAAUUCAAUCAGGAAAUAAAAGAAACAGAAUUUAAAGAAGAGAUUGAUACGAAGCCAAUUAUAGUUCAGGAAAUCAUUCAAACGGUCACCACUGUGGAAAAUGACAAAGAACCAGAGACAUUGAUUGUCGUAGAAGAGAAAUCUAACUUGCAAGAUAUAGCGGACUUAGAGCAAAAAGUCGAAGAAAUCCAUGCAAUUAUAGAUAAUGGAGACGGUGAAAACGUCAUAAUAAUAGAAGAGAAAAUAACAGAGCCUGUUGUAAUCGAAAAUAACACGGUGAAAGAAGAAACACGAACGGUUCGAGAAAUUAUGAGCAUUUAUAAGGAGACGCAUACAGAAAAUGGCUUCGAUGACCAUAAACUAAACGGUAACGUCGAAAGGAAACCAAGGCCGUCGAAUGAAAUAAAAAUGGUCCAAAAUAGCAAUAUUAAUCCUAAAGAUGUCGUCCGAGCCAACGAUCCGCCAGAAGACGAUUUGCCCAAAAAUAUUGGUGUCAAUAAAUUCGUCAAUUUCUUCGAAUCACUCGGAAAGAAGUAAAGUUCCUAAUUUAGGACGCGAGCGGUUUGAAACAGUUGUUUAGUCAUAUAUUGGAGUAAAUUUUUGGUGUCAAAAUUUGGUCAAAUUUUUUCAAAAUAUAUUGGUGUAAGUAAAAAAAAAAUGUCAAAAAAUCAUUGUGAAUCGGUGUUAAAUGUGUUUCGUAUAAAAAUUUAAAUAUUAAAAAAAGUUAUGUAGAAUUGUAUGUAGUUGUUGCGAUGUUUAAUAUUAGGAAUUUUCUUAAGGCCCAUUCAAACUAGAGCGGCAUCCCGAUGGCACGCGAUUAAAUCUCUUACGUAGUAUAUUAUAGAGACUCUAAUCGCGUACCGAUUAAAGUACGGUAGCGAACAGCCGUUUGAAUAGGCCUUUAAACUGAUCACACCGCUCGUGUAGAAUAAACUAUAUUUGAAUAAAACCGUUUAUGUGUAUAUCUUGUCAAAUUUAACGUAAAAACUUAUAUGCUCACUUUUAUUAACUUUAGACUAUAUAAAGUACGUAAAUAAACUGCAAAAAUCCCUAUAUUUAUCGAUUUGUGGUUAUUUUAAACACAAUUGUAAAAAAAAACUAUAAAAAUAUGUUGUCCAAAAUUUUUCAAGUCUAUCGAAUUUUCGAGAUUUCCAAAUACAAACAUACGAAAAUUUGAUUUUUAAUCAUCAACAUUUUCAGGUGCAAAUGGUUUUAUUUUAAAAUAUAGAUUUACAUUCCAUAUUUUAUUUAUACACGACAUUAUACAUUAUACUUAUUUAAUUAUAUUUUCAUAUAUAAAUUCAUUUAAUUUUAAAAUAAAUUAAAAAAUUUAAUCAGUAAGUUAUAUGCAAUGAACAUUCCAUAGUUGCAUUUAUUUUAUUUUUUGCAUUUAAUUAUCUGUUUCGAUUGUUAAUCUGUGGAUUUACACACGUUUUUAUUAAUUUUUCGUAUUAUUUGAGUUUAGUAUGUUUUUUUUUAAUUAUGAUUUAAAUAAUCAAUUUUGUUUCUAAAGUCUAUCAAAAUAACUCUUAAAAUGUGAAAAAUGAAUUAAUUUUCGAAUAAUAGUAAUAAUUUGUCAAAAAAAUAGUGUGUAAAAACACCUGCAUAUGAACAGAAAAUUUCUUAUGUAUUAUUUUAAAAUGUUAGUAUGAGUGAUGUCUAGUGCCUUUCUAAUGUAAAAUAUAAAUUUUUCCUUCUAGUCUUACAUGCGUUAGCAACUUUUUAUUGAUUUAACUUGAAAUCCUGUACAUUGUUAUAUAUUAAAAUGUUUUUGGUAUGAGUUUAAGAUAAAAAAAUUGGUUGCCUGUAAAGUCGGUAUAC
Molecule: messenger RNA, 3636 nt
Organism: Colias croceus (clouded yellow)
Lineage: Eukaryota; Metazoa; Arthropoda; Insecta; Lepidoptera; Pieridae
Gene: ae48
Product: juvenile hormone esterase-like
Exons: 5
Coding region: 130-2352 (740 amino acids)
Molecular function (GO): hydrolase activity
Source: RefSeq, a predicted model, not a curated record